CCGGGUCAGAGUGAGGUUGCUUCCUGUUAGUAUCCGGCUAGCUACUCACGUGGUUUCCUUUGGUUGUCUGUUUCUGUGUUUCUAUAUUUACGUAAUCUGUCGGCAGUCAUGAUCAGGUCAGUGCUGCUGUGCAGGUUAACCUCCCAUGUAUUAUCCUGUACCAGAGGAUCAUGUCUGCUCACAGGUCGGAUGUCAUACGGUUUGCAGCCUCUAUCACCAGGUCACACACCAGUCCAACACACCUUCCAUGGACACCAAAUACCUAAAGUCACAGGCUUGACCAGAUACUCAGACUUGUCCACUCAGAAGUACACCAUGAUUUACACCCUGCCUCACAUAAAGCUCCUCAGAGCCAUAUCCAGGCUCAAACUGCUCCAAACUGCAAUCACCGUGGUCAUCUUGCCCCCAGUGUAUGUUCUCUACUUCCAGGGAGAAGUUCCCUUCUUUCUUGUCAGCUACACGACAGGGAUAGCGCUGUUUGCUGGUGUCAUGCUCUACACUGCCAGUCACUUCUUCAGGAGGGUUGUGGGGAUGAUGUACCUUGACCCGUCCCAGACCACGCUCAAAGUGUCCCACCUGACCUUCUGGGGCAAGCGCCAUGAUUUCUUCCUGCCCGUGUCGGAUGUCAUGACCAUUGGGGAUGCAGGGGACGCUGCAAAUGAAACCAUACUGAAACUUAGGAGAUACAGCAGUCCACAGACUUUGUAUUUCUCUACUCAUUUUGGACGUGUGGUGGACCCGCAGGGGUUUGAGAAAGUGUUUGGAAGUUUGAAAUGAUUAUUUGUCAAAAUGUAAAGACUCUCCUUAGUCUCUUAAAUAUUGUAAUUAACAUAUCGGAUGUUAUGAUCUGAUUUACAUGAAAUACAAAGCUAAAGAUUGUACACUGGAGGACUGUCGCUUUGUUCAUUUCUGACUGAUGCCAUGUUAAACAGACAUUUAAAUGUUAUUGGUCUGCUGCGUUUACCACGCUUGUGAUUGUAAAGUAGGAAUACACAUUUGAAGGCCUCAGCCGGACUGUGGCCUUUAGAGUAAACAUGCAAAGGGUGUUUGCCGUCAUAUGCUCAAAUUACUGUUGUCUGGUAAUCAGUGAUUUAAUGUGUGAAGCUGGAAAUAAGUAAAGUAAAACCUAAAAUCUUCAUCA
Molecule: messenger RNA, 1141 nt
Organism: Acanthochromis polyacanthus (spiny chromis)
Lineage: Eukaryota; Metazoa; Chordata; Actinopteri; Pomacentridae
Gene: tmem186
Product: transmembrane protein 186
Exons: 2
Coding region: 109-777 (222 amino acids)
Cellular component (GO): mitochondrion
Source: RefSeq, a predicted model, not a curated record